This is a messenger RNA of Silurus meridionalis, 1837 nucleotides long. It is a transcript of the gene spra, whose product is annotated as sepiapterin reductase a. Lineage: Eukaryota; Metazoa; Chordata; Actinopteri; Siluriformes; Siluridae. Bases 83 to 901 code for a protein of 272 amino acids. The transcript has 3 exons. Gene Ontology annotation, biological process: tetrahydrobiopterin biosynthetic process. The record is from RefSeq and is a predicted model, not a curated record. Gene Ontology annotation, molecular function: sepiapterin reductase (NADP+) activity.
CAACUCCCGGAAGUGUUGCAGUCUCGCGUCCAAAAUAAUUAACAAGUACACUCGCUUUGAAAUCACACUCGGGAGAAGCAAUAUGGAAGCCGGUAAAACUUCAAAUGUCGCUCCGUGUGAGAGGAAAGAUUUCGGCAAGGCUCUCUGCAUCAUAACAGGAGCUUCGAAAGGUUUUGGACGAUGUCUUGCUAAAGAAAUAUCAGCUCUUUUACAACCGGGCUCGGUUCUGUUGCUGGUUGCCAGAUCUGCAGAAAAGCUGCAGGAGCUGGAGGGGGAAUUAUCCUCGCAGAGAAACGGCCUGGUUAUCCGCUGUGUGGUCGCAGAUCUGGGCCAGAAAGACGGAGUGGGAAGCGUUAUAAGAGAAGCCAAAAAGACACCAAGCUCUGAAAUCAACAGCCUGUUGCUUUUUAAUAACGCGGCUGCACUGGGCGAUGUUUCACGCUUCUUCCGAAGUUUCACUGACAUGGACGAUGUAGACGAGUAUCUGUCGAUGAACGUGAGCUCAGCCCUGUGUUUGACAGCUGGGAUCCUGCAGGCGUUUCCAGCUCGUGUGGGUCUGCAGCGCAGUGUGGUGAACGUGAGCUCUCUGUGUGCCCUGCAGCCUAUUCCCUCCUGGGUUCUCUAUUGUACAGGGAAAGCAGCACGGGACAUGAUGUUCUGCGUGCUGGCCAAGGAAGAACCUGAGCUCAGGGUUCUCAGCUAUGCUCCUGGUCCUCUGGACACAGAAAUGCAAGUCCAUGCCCGAACCUACACAGCGGACGACAAUGCCAGGAAGUCUAUAAUGGCACUGCACUGUGAAGGCCGCAUCCUGACCUGUGAGGAGUCUGUGGGGAAGCUGAUGAAGGUCCUGUUGAAAGAUGACUAUACCUCUGGAGCUCAUCUAGACUUUUACGAUUUGUAAAUGCAUUCCUGUGAGAUUUUAAAACUUGUGGAGAACGUAUGGAGAUGCUCUCUUUGAGGAGAGUUAUAGGUAUAGUUUUGGUUGGCAUUAAACACUGACAUCUUUCAUCAGUCAACAUUACAUCAAAAACAUUUUACCAAUAUUAUUUUUAUAUCAGCUUUAUAAAUACUAAAGAAUGUCCACCUAGUUGUCAGCUAGAUUUUUAGUAAAUGUUUACACACACUGUAAGUGUUCACUAUCAUACUUACUACGCUAUUCUGUGCUAGCUUACACCCCUAAUGCUAGCAAACCUAGCUUCUGGAUUGAAUCACAGUAUGACAUUCCACAUGACAUUCCUCACAACUUUAUAACCUCUUUAUCUGAGUAGAGCUGCUGUAAAGCUGCUUUGGGACAAUGUCUAUUGUUAAAAGCACUACACAAAUAACGCUAAAUUGAACUGAAUUGAAUACAAAAAUAAUUAGCCCUUUUAUUUAGCUAGCUUCCUAAUUUUCAGUUUACUAGCCUGUGGAUUCUAAUCACAUAACAGUUACUUUUAGGUUUUAUUGUUUACUUGAAACAACAUGGUAAACAGAUACAUACAUUAUCUACCAAUAGAACACUUAGCUAAAUGUUAGCUGACAUACCAUACCAAUUUAAAAAUAUUUGUUAAAUUCCUAGGACCUAAAUAUAAAUAUACAGCAAAUAACAUGUGAAUUAGCUAGCAAAGUAGAAAGCUAUAGCUGUCGUUCUGCAAUAUAAAGACGUGCCAAUUUGUAUUGGAACAAAAAGUACAACGUUCCACCUAAAAUCUAUCCAAUAUUGUGGUGUGGUGCAUACGUUUUGUUAAUAUAAUUCAUGUAAUCUGUAGCCAAUAUGUGUCUUGUAUAAUUUGUAGUUGUACAGUUGUGAUUUUGUGAUGUGCAAUAUUCUUGUAUGUAAUAAAGGUGCCUUAUUUCA